AUGGUCAUUAAUAGGAUGACCGAUAAAAAACAGUAUUUAGCUAAUUAUUCGUUUGAAUAUUCUGUUGAUGAUGAUAAACGAUUAACUAGUUUGUUCUGGGCUGAUGGGUUAUGCAAGCUGAACUUUAUGGAGUUUGGGGAUGUGAUAUCGUUCGAUGCAACUUUCAAGAAAAACAGGUACAAGAUGCUGUUUGUUCCGUUCACUGGCAUUGACAACCAUUGUCGAAAUGUAAUCCUUGGAGCUGGGUUGUUGUCAUCGGAGAGCAUUGAAUCCUAUAAAUGGCUUCUGAAUUCAUUUGUAAAGUCAUUUGGGCGGCAGCCAAAGGUUGUAGUGACGGACGAAGACCCUGCUAUGAAACAGGCUAUUGAGGAGGUUUUUUCUACCAGCAGACACCGAUUGUGCAUGUGGCACAUAAUGAAAAAAGUCGCAGAUAAGGUUGGACACGAGUUGUGCAAUAAUGAUGAGUUUAGAAGGAGGAUGUGCGACAUUGUAUGGACUGAUUCCAUUGAGCCUGAAGAAUUCGAGAGGCAGUGGAAGUUGGUGAUGAUUGAGUUCGGUCUCACUGAAAACAAAUGGAUUGAUGAUAUGUUUUCGAUGAGAAACAUAUGGAUUCCGGCUUUUUACCGGUAUGAGCCCAUGUCUGGUCUCAUGCGAACAACUUCGAGAUCAGAGAGCGAGAAUCAUUUUUUUUGCCAGGUGUCAAAUUCACAACUCACUCUUGUAGAGUUUAUGAAUCAUUUUGACGGUGCAAUGGAUGUCCAAAGGUUCACUCAUAGAAAGAAUGAUCAUAUUUCAAGAUAUACUGAGCUUGCUGAUUGGAGCGAAACUACUUUGGAAAAAGAUGCUGCUAAGAUAUACACCAGGUCUAUAUUCUUUGAUCAGCAAAUAGAGAUUCAUGGAACAAUUUCCGAAUGUUUGCCGAUGGACACCAAAAUCGAGGGUCCACAUAUCAGGAUAUUGAUGAAAGACUUUAAAGCCCAUGGAGAUGGUUUAUUAGAGAGAUGGACAAAGGAUGUGGUGCCGAAUGAAUUAGAUGUGAAGUACAAUUUAAGGGUGGGUGACAAGGAUGUGCAACACAAGGCUAAACGGAUUACUCGUGAAAUCAUCCACACAGGGGAGUAG
This is a messenger RNA of Helianthus annuus (common sunflower), 1122 nucleotides long. RefSeq names its product protein FAR-RED ELONGATED HYPOCOTYL 3-like. NCBI's taxonomy places the organism in Eukaryota, Viridiplantae, Streptophyta, Magnoliopsida, Asterales, Asteraceae. The record is from RefSeq and is a predicted model, not a curated record. Gene Ontology annotation, biological process: regulation of DNA-templated transcription. The coding region runs from base 1 to 1122 and encodes 373 amino acids. The transcript is spliced from 4 exons.